GAUUUUUUGAAAUUCUGACUACCCCUACCAUAUAAAAUAUGUCAGAAAUUACUAAAAAAAAUUUUGUUAACAUAAUCCCUAGUUUUGCGAUGAACCAGUCCUGAUGCAUCCAUCAGCUGCAGGUGCUGCUCAUUCUUUUGUAUCUUACUAACACUAUUUCAUUGCGAAGACUUGACGAUUUUCUUGCGGCUCAGUACUUUGGCUACAAUGUUUUACAUGCAGAACUGGAAAAGACUACUCCAAGGAUUAUCGAAUUAUUGACCACGGGUAUUACCUCGACAAUAAUUACGAUGUUAAGAAAAAAUCCAUUUCGUGCAGUGAAUAAUACCGCCGUGGAUUUAAUGAGGGCAUCGUUAGGGUCCCUGUAGUGACGAAGCGAGAUAGUUAUUAACUUUCAUACCUGUUAUCAGCAUAUUAGAUUAUUGAAAUUCUCUGGUGGUUGCGGGAGUUUUAAGAUAUAAGAAGUUAGGAAGAGCUUUGUGGUGUAACCGAAUGUCUUAUACUUCCACAAUUUGUAAGAAUCAAAGGCAGAGAAGUACUUACUGGCGUUGGCGAAACUAUAUAUUAAACAAUUAAGGAAGGGCUAAAAUCAGAUCUAACCGAACAUUUAAUACUCUCACAAUUUGUGUGGCUUAAAGGCGGUGAAAUGUUGUCAGGUGUUGACUUUGUAUUAAAAAAUGAUACGAAAGAAAUCAUUACUCAUUAUUCGAUGAAUGAUUCAAAGGAUUAUCAUAUUUGGUAUAUUAUUAAUUUAUAUUAUACGUGAUAUUUUCACAUAAUUUCAUUACUAUUACAUUUUGGUUCUUGUCCCAUAUGUUUAUAUUAAAUCAAUUUAAUUAACUCAAAUUGUCAUAUGGGAAAACAAUUCAACUAAAGAGGUUAAAUUUAAUAUAGUUUUUUGUAUAUGAGGAACCAGCCAGAGAAUGAAGAUCACUAUAUUAGGGAUAUGAGAUUUAUACCAAGGUCCACUUAAUUUCGUUAAAAUAACACGCUUAUUUGCCGACAUAAACGUAAUCUCUCGGGUAUAUUGGGACUAGGGGAAAAUUUGGGCUGAUUGAAUGAACGCCAAAUAUACUCGAGAACAUGUUUCCACGUAAUAUUGCGAAAAUAUCUCAUACACUGAUCUACAUAUUCGGCAUAAUAUAUGUUAUAAUAACAAUAAUUGUAUAGGGGAUUUGUGGACCGAUUUCACAUAAUCUGCAUUAAACUAUAGUAUAUAAUCAGGGGUGUUGUAAAAUUUGAUAGUUGUCGGAAUCAAAGUUGCAACCGAUUAAAAAUGCAGUGGGUGUCAUGAAUUCAGAUAUUAUUGGUUUGACGUUCGAAACAAAUUGUAUCGGUUUUGGGUGUCACGGAAACCAAUUUUAUCGGUUUUGUUAUCGUAAACAAAGGAAGAGGAUAUUCGCUGACAGAUUUGAAAUAUUUUUUUGACAAAUGGCCACAAUAGAUGGACGACCGACGCAAUAUGGGAUAUCUCUUAAACAAUUACGGGAGCUCAUGGAGCAUCGUGGCAGGGAAGGCGUAGUAAAACUAAGCGAAGUUGGCGGGGUCAAUAAAUUGUGUGACAAAUUAUAUACAUCCACAAAUGAUGGCUUAAGGGGAUCAAGAUCUGAUAUUGAACAUAGGCGCGAAACGUUUGGUUCAAAUGUCAUCCCACCGAAACCUCCAAAAACUUUUUUAACAUUGGUUUGGGAAGCGCUACAGGAUGUAACACUCAUUAUUUUAGAAGUAGCAGCUUUAGUUUCACUUGGAUUAUCUUUUUACAAACCCGCCGAUGAGGAUGCACCCGUACUACAAGAAGAGGAGGAUCAUCACGGUUGGAUUGAAGGUCUAGCCAUAUUGAUAUCGGUCAUUGUUGUAGUAUUUGUGACAGCGUUCAAUGAUUAUUCGAAAGAGCGCCAAUUUCGAGGACUGCAGAAUCGUAUUGAAGGUGAGCACAAGUUUUCGGUUAUUCGCGGAGGAGAGGUGUGUCAAAUAUCUGUUGGUGAUAUUGUUGUCGGGGAUAUUGCACAGAUAAAGUACGGCGACUUGUUGCCAGCCGACGGUAUACUUAUACAAAGUAACGAUUUAAAGGUCGAUGAAUCUUCUUUAACGGGUGAAUCAGAUCACGUUAAGAAAGGUGUAGACGUAGAUCCCAUGGUUCUUUCGGGUACACACGUUAUGGAAGGUAGCGGGAAAAUGGUGGUAACUGCUGUGGGUGUAAAUUCUCAAGCAGGUAUAAUAUUCACGCUAUUGGGUGCUGCUGUUGAUGAACAAGAAGCUGAGCUGAAAAAGCGGAAAAAAGAAGCUAAAAAGUCGAGAAAGCAAAGCAAGAGCUUAACAGGUGCUGAUGAUGGCCGGGCACCCAUUAAAAACAUGUCACCACCGCCAACAGACGGUAUCAAAUCUGAAUCCGAUGGUAAUCACGUUCAACAGGUUUCAACCCCAGCUGAAGCUAGUCAUAAAAAGGAAAAGUCUGUGCUGCAAGCGAAAUUGACAAAGUUGGCUAUACAAAUUGGCUAUGCUGGUUCAACAAUAGCUGUAUUAACAGUAGUUAUACUAGUUAUCCAGUUCUGUAUAAAGACAUUUGUUAUUGAAGAAAAACAGUGGAAGAAUACUUAUGCGAACAAUUUGGUCAAGCACUUAAUUAUUGGUGUCACCGUAUUAGUAGUAGCAGUUCCAGAAGGUUUGCCAUUAGCUGUUACACUGUCGUUAGCAUAUUCCGUGAAGAAAAUGAUGAAAGACAACAAUUUAGUGAGACAUUUAGAUGCUUGUGAAACCAUGGGUAAUGCCACUGCCAUUUGCUCGGAUAAGACUGGUACUCUUACAACAAAUCGAAUGACUGUCGUUCAAUCUUACAUAUGUGAAAAAUUGUGCAAAGUUCUUCCCACCCUGAACGACAUACCGCAGCAUGUAGGCAGUUUGAUAACAAUGGGUAUUUCAGUGAAUUCAGCUUACACAUCCAAUAUUAUGACCGGUCAAAACCCAGGGGAUCUACCAACACAAGUAGGCAAUAAAACUGAGUGUGCUUUGCUAGGAUUCGUUCAAGGUUUGGGAGUCAAAUAUCAGUCGAUUCGUGACGAAAUUACUGAGGAUAAGUUUACACGAGUAUACACAUUUAAUUCCGUUCGCAAAAGUAUGGGUACAGUAAUUCCUCGUCCAAAUGGCGGAUAUCGUCUAUUUUCAAAAGGAGCUUCUGAAAUUAUGCUUAAAAAGUGUUCUUUUAUUUAUGGCCAUGACGGAGUUUUGGAAAAAUUCACUCGUGAUAUGCAAGAGCGGCUCAUACGCGAAGUCAUUGAGCCUAUGGCUUGUGAUGGCCUGCGUACUAUUUCCGUUGCUUAUCGUGAUUUUGUACCUGGCAAAGCGGCAAUAAACGAAGUUCAUAUUGAUGCCGAACCAAACUGGGAUGACGAAGAAAAUAUUAUGACUAACUUGACAUGCUUAUGUGUUGUGGGAAUUGAAGAUCCCGUCCGUCCCGAAGUUCCUGAUGCUAUACGGAAGUGUCAACGAGCUGGCAUAACUGUUCGCAUGGUUACCGGUGAUAACAUUAAUACUGCUCGUUCAAUCGCUUCCAAAUGUGGAAUUUUGCGACCAAAUGACGAUUUCCUCAUUUUAGAAGGCAAAGAAUUUAACCGUCGAAUUAGGGACAGUAAUGGAGACGUUCAACAGCAUUUACUUGAUAAGGUGUGGCCCAAGCUGCGAGUGUUAGCGCGGUCAUCACCAACUGACAAAUACACCCUUGUUAAAGGUAUUAUUGACAGCAAAGUAAGCGAAAACCGUGAAGUCGUCGCUGUGACUGGUGAUGGGACUAAUGACGGUCCUGCGUUGAAGAAGGCUGACGUAGGCUUUGCAAUGGGAAUUGCUGGAACGGAUGUGGCAAAAGAAGCUUCCGAUAUUAUAUUGACAGAUGAUAAUUUCAGCAGUAUUGUAAAGGCAGUAAUGUGGGGGCGUAAUGUGUACGAUUCAAUCGCUAAAUUUUUGCAAUUUCAACUAACAGUGAAUGUCGUUGCCGUGAUUGUUGCAUUUAUUGGCGCUUGUGCAGUCCAAGAUUCACCACUAAAGGCUGUUCAAAUGUUGUGGGUAAAUCUUAUUAUGGACACUCUUGCAUCGUUGGCCUUAGCUACUGAACUUCCAACACCAGAUUUGCUUUUACGUAAACCGUACGGUCGUACUAAACCUCUGAUAUCACGCACAAUGAUGAAAAACAUUUUGGGACAAGCUUUGUAUCAGCUAUUUAUUAUAUUCGGGCUAUUGUUUGUGGGAGAUUGGAUACUUGAUAUUGAAUCCGGGCGUGGCCAAGACCUUGGUGCUGGACCGACACAACAUUUUACUAUAAUUUUUAAUACAUUCGUAAUGAUGACUUUGUUCAAUGAGAUAAAUGCAAGAAAAAUACAUGGACAAAGAAAUGUAGUAGAAGGUUUAUUCACUAAUCCGAUAUUUUAUACAAUUUGGAUUUUCACAAUGAUUUCGCAGGUUGUUAUAAUACAAUAUGGCAAAAUGGCAUUCUCCACUAAGGCACUAUCUCUUGAUCAGUGGUUAUGGUGCAUAUUCUUUGGUAUUGGUACGUUAGUCUGGGGACAAUUAAUCACUUCUGUGCCUACAAGAAAAUUGCCUAAAAUUUUAUCGUGGGGUCGCGGUCAUCCCGAAGAAUACACUGAUGCUAUGCAUUUGGGAGAAGAGCGCUUUGAUUCCAUUGACUCAGAUAAGAAACCACGCGCUGGUCAAAUACUAUGGAUUCGAGGACUGACUCGUUUACAAACACAAAUUUCAGUACCGUUGCGCGUUAUUCGUGCAUUCCGCUCAACAUUGGAAGAUUUGAACGAACGCCGUUCGAUGCACAGUCUGCAUAGCUUGCGCAGUCCACGAGGCACAAUACCCGGCUACCCGCUUUACAAUUCUAACCUGCUUAAUCCUAAUUAUGCUCAACAGCAACGUAGGUACAGCGCACAACAGCAGUCGCCACUAGCGAAAAUUAACACUCAGCCUGACAACGGCAUCGAUGGGUCGACGACGGGAGCCGCCCUAAUAUCUGAUAUAUCCUACAUCGACGAAGAGCCGCAGCAGCAGCAGCGUUUAAAUUUUUUGGGCCACGGGACGGUUGGUGGUGCAAGCAACGGCCAAUCGACACAACGCUGGUCCAACGGCUUUUCCGACGUGACCCACCAAAUACACCAACAACAAAAGCAGCUACAAACAGAGACACGAAUUUAAAAUAAUUAAAUAAUAUUUAAACAAAAACCAACAAUAAUAAAAGUAAAAUAAUUAAUUAGUUCAAACAGGGAAACACAGGCGACAUAUAAUCAUACAUAUAGUAACAUGUACUCACCACACCAACGCAAAUAACUGCACUAACACGACACAUUUUGCGGAAAUAAUGACAUUCCAUACCUACAUAUGUAGAUACGAAUGUCAUGUAAAGUUCAAUAAACUGACUUCUUACAGGCAUAUCAAUAAUCGGCUUAUUUUAAUACCCAAUCAAACCUAUGUACUUAUCAAUAUUGCGUAUGUAUGUAUAUCUUUCGUACAUAUGUAUGUUGUAUUUGGCACUUUGUAAUUGAUAGCCUAAUUUCAGGCGUUCAAUCGUUUUAUAUCAUGUUUUUUUGGAUAAAUCAGUGAUAGCACAUACAUAUGUAAAACAAAAAAAAUUGGCAUUUACCAUUUGAUACCCUUUUUGUAUACGCUUUUGACAUUAAUCAACAAUAUAGCUUUCCCUCCUUCGCUUAAUUCUAUUUAUAAGUUUCACAUAAUUAAAAAAGUCUAAAACAAUGUACACAAUAUACAUAUUUACAUUUUUCUUCAUUUCGUACACUAUGCUUGACAUCUCUUCCCGGAAAUUAUUUAUCGAAAUAAGUUUAUUGAAAAAUUUGCAUAUUCUUUUGUAUACCAGCUGUGUUAUUUUUUGCUGACACAAAACAAUUAACGAUAAACUAAGUUACUUAAAAUAAGCUCUUUAGGCUUGCAGUAUUACGGUAAUUAAAAGUCACAAAUACUCAUACAGUGGCAAAUGUUUGAAAAAAUAUGCACAAGCAGUAAUAACUAACAAACAGUUGUUCAAAGGUUUUAAAAUAUAAUAUAUAAAUAUACACAAAUAUUAAAAUUAUUGUUUGUAUGGCUACUUUAAGUAUAAUCAUUUUCUAAAUUAAAGAACAUGAAUGCAUGCUUAGGCUUUCGAUUAUGCAGUUUUGCCCUAAAAAUACGCCAACACAUUUGGAAUUUAUAACGACUAAUAGCUUUUUGAGUAAUAUAUAUGUAUAGUCAGAAUUUUUUGUGAAUUGAAAAUAUACGACUGAUUUGUUUUCUCUAUAUUGAAGUUCAAUUUAUCCAUAAAUUCGAUUAUAUAGUUGUUUUUUUUUUUUUGGCUCAUCAUACAUAUGUAUAAAAAUGAAAUUCACACAACCGCAGGAAUUGUAGCUUCGGACGCUUUCAUAAACGACCCAACGAUAAGCCAACAGUUUCUGUUCUAAAUGCACAGUCGAACUGCGCCGAGAUUUUAUUUUCUGUUAUUAUGUUAUGUAUUAUGUAGAAUUUUUGUCUUAAGUGCGUUCAAAAUAUUUAACGCUCUUUCGUGGUUUCGCUAAAUUUCGUUCGUGUGAGUCGCGAGAGUCUUUAGUUCAGGAAAUUAUUUUCUACGCACAGGAGCGUAUGUACAAAAUAUGAAAAGCAUUAAAUUUAUUUAUUUUGUAAAAAAUAUACUAGGAAAACCUGAUCCGGACGUCAAUUUAAAGUUUAGCGUUUAUACACAGGAAAUAUAUAUAUGGUAAUAUAAGCAGAGAUAUAUUUUUUAUAUUUAAAUAAAAUAAUUUAAAGUUAGCGUGCUUUUGUGUCAAAUGUACUUAAUGAGUUUAAAAAUACGUUACUAGGCGAAGUUUUGUUUAAAAACAUAAAUAAGUGCACAUUUUUUGGUCACAGUUUAUGCAUAUUAUAUUAUUGUCAUACUAUUUUUACACCUGUUUGGGCUGACUACAGUACUUAUACGAGUACAUCAUCGGUAUGCAUCAUCAAACAACAUUGCAAAACGAAUUAUUUGGCAUUAUAGAACUUUUUUUACUAUUACUUUCACAAUAAACUGUUUUUUUCGAGAUAAAGAUAAAAAAGAAUGAAUUUAAAUCCGAUAGUUUAAUUAUAAAACAACUGCUUAGUUUUCACCGAAAAGUGAAGCACAAACAUUAUUCAAAUAUAUAGGAAAGUGUUUUCAAAGUAUAUUUUUUUUUUGCCAGAAUCACUGAAAUGAAUACAUUUGAGUCCGCCAUUGUUGCAUAUGUAAUGCUUGAAACCGUCACCGACGUACUUAUCGUCCGUAUUAAAACAUCAUGACAUUAUGCCCGAAGUGGCAACGUAGAAAUCAGUUACUCUCUUUUGCUUCCAUUUCACCAAUGUUGGCAUUGCUCAAUUUGUAUACAUGAUUUUGCACAUAUUUAGUUUUCUAGUUAUAAUUUUCCAUAAUGUAAAAGCUCAAAACCAAUUAUUAAAAGUAGUCUAACUAAUUAUAAAUGAAUGUAUUGACUGUGAUUUUGAGUUAGUUUAAGAAUUUGUCAAAUAUAUUCAAGGUUAUUUUUUAACUACCACAAAAUAUCGAGACUGGCAACCCUGAGUUGCAAGCGGGCAAUCAGCUGACUCAUUUUUACGAGACAAAUCCAAUUUUUGCGGAUAUCCUACGGUACGGUCUGUAGAAGCGGACGGUAAAAGCGGUGGUGACUUCAUUUACAUUGCACUCUUAUAAGAUAGCUCUUAUCAGCUGUUUCGGAAUACGGGUUUACCUCUGUGACUGUUUCUAGCAUAAAUAUCAAAAAGCCUGAACUUUCUUAGUGGUGCAGAAUUUUUUCUGUGACUAUGCAUCGACGUAACCCUGCUUUCUUUUCAUUGGUUUCUUUAGUUUUGGGAAUAGGAAAAAGUCACAGGGAGCCAAAUUAGGGGAAUACGGUGGUUGAGGCAUGAUCGGUUUUGUUUUUGAGCGAUACUAAUGCGACAUUGCUUUUGCUCAAAAUUUAGCAAUUUCGGAACAAACUUCGCUGCCACACGUUUCACGCCCGAAACCUUUAAAAAAUUGAUGGCAUGAGCCGAUUGAUAUGCCAAUAUCCUCUGCAACGACGAUUUUCAAGAACAAUUGUUUCGAUGUUUUCUUCGCUUGUUGACGUGGUCGCACCUCCAGGAUGCUCAUCGGCAUCAACAUCUUCUUGGCUUUGUGUAAAGCGCUUGUACUGCUUAUAUUUGGACCAAGUAGACUAACCGAAUGCCACAGUCAACAUUUCAAGUGCCUUGGAGCACUUUAUUCCAUUUUUAACGCAAAAUUUAAUACAUAUUCUUUGAUCCAUUUAUUUCAAAAGUCAAAAAUCAAGAGCACACAAAACUCUUUCUGUUGUCAAAAACAAACUACUAAUCGAAAUUGGCUCCUAAUACAAGCACAUGAUAAACAUAUGUGUCCGAUUAUAACCAAAACAAAAUAUCGAUAAUCGAAUGUUGACAGCCCGCGAAAAAUUAAAAUUCAUCUUUUACUUUGAACACACUUCGUACAUAUAAAUGAUUUUAGCAAGAAACUUAUUUUAUUUUUUAUAAAUUGGCUGAUAUUGAUUUUUACACUGACUUUACAAUUUUACACUGUUAGUGUUAGAUCACCGAAAAUACCAGUUGAUUUGUUGAAAAUGUUUAGUUUCGCUGUACUGGGCCGUCACAGCCGUAAGUGUCUGGAUUUUUAGGCAAAAUCCAGGCGAAUAGGCAAAUUUAGAGGGUGUAAGCGUCUUGUGAUUUGAACUUUGUACGAAAACAGGUUUAAGUCAUCAUGAAUUAUCCGUUGUAAUGACCGUCUACUAAUUUCAAAUUGAACUUGCGAGUCGAAACAUUAGAUUUGCCUGAAUUGACGAUGCAACAGCCGCGGUUGUUUCUUGAACACGAACAUACGGAUCUCGAUGGUACGGUCUUCUUGCAAUACUUCCAGAUUCGGCAAACAUUUUUACCAACCUCAUAAUGGUCCAUCUACUCGGGAGAGUAUCGCCAAAAUCCUGCCUGAUUUUCCUUUGGACGGAAGUGACGGACUGCAAAGCAUGAUACGGCUGCACCAUCCAAACCUUCUUUGGCGGUAUCCCAAGCACUCAAUUUAACAAAUUUAAAUAAUAACCUGCCAGAUAAAAAAGAGUAAAUCGAUUAUUCACACAGAAAAAAAGUAUUUACGACUUGUUUUUGUAGCACGAUUCGUGAGCUACCCUGUAUUAAAAUCAUCAUCAAAUAAGAUUGGACAUAAGCUCAACCAAAACGGCUAACUAUAUUUUAUGUUUAGUUGAUGUUGACGUUCUAACCAGAGAAUCGGAAUUUAUUAUAUCAAGGAUAUGAGAUUUGGACCAAGGUCUGAACCAUUUCCAUUCAUCUUCAGCCCUAAACCAUAGCUUGUUCACUCAAAUUUAUUAAAAUAUCAUUCACAUCACAUUUAGACUAACCUAAACACUUCAAUUACAGGUGAGAAGUCGGAAAUCAUUAGGGUAUAGUGGGGGCAGUAAAGGUCUGGGCUGUUUUCACUAAAUUUUGACAUUGCUCAGUUAUAUUCAAGAAUAGGGUGACCACCUUUUCAAGAUCUCAUUUUCGUACACAAAAAAUUUUUUUUCUUGCCUCUUUCUAUAAUGAUAGUUAGAUUACUAUAAGUUUAUAUUAUGUACAGUUUUUAAUUAAUGAAAAAACGGUGCUUGCAAAUGCAAUUUAAUUUAAUUUGCGUAUUUUUCAUUUGAUGCAAUUUCCUUCAACAUUUUAGGUUGCAUUUUUAAAAAUUCAAAAAAUUUCUUACAAGUGAUUUUAAUGUUGUAUCGAACAUAUAAAAGAUCUCGCAAUGUUUCGAUCUUUAUUUGUGAUUUUUCAUCGUUCCAAAUCUGAUUGAUCAGAGAAAAUACUCGUUCAACGGUGGCUGAUGUGCCUGGCAAGGAGAGAAUAUACGAUAUGAUUCUGACCAUGUGGUUGAAUGGAACCUUCUUUUUGACGAAAUGUUGAAAAAUUUCAACCCAGCGUUGAUCGGUGGCAGUACCAUUUUCUUCCCACGAUUGGAUUUUCUAUUCGGUUACGUAUCUUUCCAAAUACGUGAACUGAUCGAAUAAAUCAGUAUCGGAUGAUUCCAGAUCAAAAUGGUUAUUGGUUGCGAUGUACUUCGCGGUGGUUUCGAUAAACUUCCAUUGCGGUGGUUGAUCAAGCGCACACCAGGCAAAAAUCAUAAUAUGGUCAAAUUGUUCUUUCCACUUUUCAAUAUAUUUUAUACAUGAUUCUAAGAAAGAAAUGAAUAAAAUCUUUUAAAUUGAAAAUAAAUCUAAAUUAAUAUUCGAACCAUAGAAUUGACGUGAGAGAUCUUGCAUCUCUUCUUUUGACACUCUUUCGUCAACAGCAGAAAUAUGUUCCAUUUCCUUUUGCACUGUAGCGGACAAAAAUGCUUCUUUUUUCCGAGAUUCGAGCGAUUGGACAAAAGAAUUGAGUGCAUGCCCAACUUCCAUUGCAUUAUUAUUGUCGCUUUCCACUGCUUUAACUGUUCUGUUGAAAAUAGAUGCCUACAUAAGAAAUUAAAAAGAAAGUUAUUGGUGCCUGACACAUUUCAUUCCCAUUAACCGAUACUUACUUGAUCACGAAGGAAAAGCAGCCACAUCUUGGCCCUUUGAUCUUCAAAAAAUAGUAGCAAAGAAUUUGGGGUGUUGGGAUCUCCCAAAAAAUACUCCUUAAGACCAUCAAAAAUUCUUAAUAUUGAGUCGACUGAUGACAACAAGCCUAGGAAACGAGUUUUGCUGUAACCUAUCAGUUUUUUAUAUUCCACAUCCACGGAUUCACAAAUUUUUUUCAAUUUUGCGACACGCACGGUGAACAAAUAGAAAUGUGAAUAAAUUUUGACUACAAUCAUCUCCACAUCAAAAAGCAUUUUGUCGCAAGCUUUUUUUAAAGUAUUGUGAACAAUAUGCGCUGCACAUCCAACUCCAAUCAAUCCAGGAUAAAGCUGCUUCAGUUUGUAGAACACAUUAUUUGUGCCGGUUCGAUUAACGUUGCCAAAAUUACACGCCGCGUUAUCUCCACAAAACGCAACUAGUUUCUUAUUUAUGCUCAAUUUGUUCAUAGCGCUAUUCAGCAAAUUUACAAUUAUUUCGGAACUUUCUCCAUGUGCAUCUACCAAGUCUAUAAUUUUCACUUUGACGCCAUCCUUUUCCGAAAAGAAGCGAACUAAUAUCGGAAACAUUUUUGUGCUGCCAUGAUUAGAGGCGUCCGUCAAUAUAGUGAAGAAAUGGCAGUCAGUCAUUUAAGUCUUUCUGGAGCUCUUGCAAUACGAACGGUGCGAACACUCCGGUUGCGAUGGCUUCGCAUUUCGUUCGCGCACAAGAAAAUUUGGACAUUGCAUUUUCGGCCGAGCGAAAACUGUGAUUAGAACUUAUCACAUGAAAUGCCCAAACGCCUUCACACGCCGCGAUAUGGGCAUCUGUUCCGGUCAAAGUAGAACUUUUUAAAUAUCUAUUGAGUGUGUGGCUGGACGUGGCAGCGUGCAAUGCAUUUUGGUGAUUUUUUGAUUUAAUAUGCGACUCAAUGUCUCUGCGACCACUAUGCAUAAUACUAAAACCCGUGUUGCACACUUCGCAAAGGACAUCACUUUCGGUCUUCGCUUUCUUAAUAAACGAAAAUUCUUCGCGCAAUUUUUCGUUAAAUAUAUUUACUCCACGUUUUCGCGACAUUUAAAAAAAAUAAUACAACGUACACACACAAUAGCGUCGCUUCCACAAUAUCACCUGUCAGCAUAAGUUCCACAAAUUGUUGGUAGAAAAUACAUGAAUAAAUGUAAAUAAGAAGAGCUUUAACAUAUGUAAUUUCUCUUUAACACGAACAAAUACAAUAAAAGCAUUCCACAAACGGCGUUGCCAUAAUGGCGAGUUUAACAUAGUUAAAGCUGGGUGAAUAUAUUUAAUUUGCAUUAGGGGUAUUCAUUCCAUCGUCACGGGUGGGACACAAUUGUAUAGCAAUUUUUUGUUGUUUUAACGCAAAUUACGUACAUCAAUCCGUUCAAUUUACGUACAUUUUCGUGAUUUUCGCUAAAGCUUCGGUACACGGUACAUGGCUCCAAAUUUACGUACUGUACGUGUCAUUUACGUACAGGUGGUCAGCAUAUUCAAGAACAUAUUUUAAGAAAUUUUAUAAAUACAUAACUCAUACACUGGCCGACCUAUUCAGCAUAAGCUUUGUUAGAAUACGGAAGUUUUUAUAUGUACGGUAUAAUGCCAACCGUAAGUUUGAAAAUCUUAUAUAUGAGAGAUAGGUGUAGUAUUGAUGCUUAUCUAUUUUUGUGUGUAUCAUAUAAUAUAAACAGAAAAAGAUAAUCUCUGAGUUUAAUUAAGGUACCUCAUAUACCAUCACCAAUAUACGCGGGAUAAAGUCAAUCGCAAGUUUUAAAAUCCUGAUAUUAGUUAUAUGGCGUCUAGGGCAAGAUUCCACUCGAGUUUAUCCAUUUUGUGCACAAAGAUACAUUGUUAUUAGAAGAACAUAUUGGCCGAUAUUUGCGGUAAAAAGUCAGUUCGGAAGUUGAAAAUUUUUCUAUUACGUGUAUGGGGACUAAGGGAAUUAUUGAUCCGAUUCAAGAUAUCUCAAUUUUUACUCAAGAUACAGCUUGCACAGACGGACGGACAGGCAGUCACCCGGAUUUCAACUCGUCUCUUCAUCUUGAUCAUUUAUUUAUAUAGAACCCCAUAUCUAUCUCUAAUAGUUUUAGGUGAUACAAACAACGGUUAGGUGAACAGAACUAUUAUAACUUGUAGCAACAUGUUGCAAGAGUAUAAAAAUAUAAAAGCAUAUUGAUUGGUUUUACUGUAUAUACCUAUUAUAUAUCAAUAAAUUACCCAGUAGAUAGUUUUUCCGAUUUCCUGUAUGUAUGUAUAUACCACCUUGUUGAGUGGGUGGAUAUCCAUUGGUAUUAGCAUCCAUUAUGUAUGUAUGUGCAAAUAAAAAGAGUAUUGUCUAAACACAACACUCUCAAAUAUGAACGCAGGUACAAAUGUACAUAGAUUACAUAUAACGAUGACGUUUUUGACUUAAGUUUUGACAAUUCCAAUUUAACAAGCCAGAAUUAGCAAGUACAUACUUCUGUAUACCUUUACAAAAAUUCAUGUACAUAUGGUUAUGAAAAAGAAAAAAAAUAUCAGAGAUAUUUACCUAAAAAAAAUGUAUAAAUAUUUUAAAAAUAUUAGUUCAACCGUAUUAGUACCAUCGUGAUCUUUUACAACAGCUAUCUUCGAUUUACCAAGCGUUGGUGAGUACCGAAUCGAGCAAACUAUGCCAGAUGACCAAACAAAUGCGCAGUACUUGCGGUGCAACCCUGCGCUGACAUGUCUUCUGACGCAUGUGCAAUUGGUUAAAUUUUUUUCCUGGUGGAGAAAUUCUGCUUUUCGCGGCAAAAACCGUUUUAGUAACAUCGUAAUUUGGUUUCCUAUAAAUAAUUUAAUAGAUUUAAAGCCGUCAAUUUAUAAAAUACAAGAAGUAUUCCAUUUCCAAUUUCAUUUUUACCAAUAAUUUUUCAUUUGAGUUAUUCACAAUAGUAAAAUUGAUCUAAAAUAUGGGAAACAAAAUGGUUGUGCCACUUUAAUGAGGUAUCCACAUACUUUCUUGUACGAAUUCAACUCGAUAACUUUGUUGUUGCUUUUACAUGUAACUUUUUUGACAAGAGAGUAACGUGGAAAGAUAGCAAGCAGAGAAAUGGUGAAUCGAAGAGAACAAAUGUUUGCUAGCUAUUAUUAUUACACAUUUUUUGUUUUAUUCUUUUUAGCAAACUUUUUUUUAUUAAUUCUGUUUAUAUAUACAAAAUUGUUUUAUAUAUGUAUGCUUUCACUUUGCUUACUUAAAGUUAAUGCAAUACUUUAUGUAUUUCUAUUAUUUAAAAAAUAAGCAAUACUAUAAGUAUCAAAAGUCAAUAUCUAAUGCACUUAUUAAAUGAAUAAAUAUCUACUAUAAAUCUA
Bactrocera oleae (olive fruit fly) is the source of this 13919-nucleotide messenger RNA. Lineage: Eukaryota; Metazoa; Arthropoda; Insecta; Diptera; Tephritidae. The record is from RefSeq and is a predicted model, not a curated record.